AUGCAACGUGCUCCCGCGAAUGGGGGCCAAGAAGAUGUUCAGGCGGCGGUGGAGCCCACCGCGGCAGAGCGGCUUGAUCAUGUUGGUAAGCUGCUCGCCGAAAAGAGGCCCUGGCCCGCCUUUCUGCAAAUCGGAGCUCGAGCCAACGAAGAGUGGGAGGCUUGCCCCACCCCCGUCCAGGAGGCUCUUGCAUGGAUGGCGACAACUACAGUCGGGGUGCUCGAUACUGCGAGCGUUGGACCCUUGGUGCCUGUGUGCCAGGCAUUCAAGGCGCUAAUCGAGGCUGCCGAACGUGCAGCCGAUGGCCAGGACAAGCUAAAGGGACUGAUAUCUCGGUGCGCGUUCCUCACCACCGUCUUGAUUCAACACGACCGAGCGGUUGGUCGCCUCGCUCAGGUGCAGAAGCCCAUGAAAGACUUCGUCGCCACAACCAACAAACUGGCGGAAUUUACGGCGAAGUGGACCAAGGGCGGCAAGCGUAGGGUAUUUUUUUUGCCACCGCAUUGACCUAAAGAUCCUCACCCAUCCUCCCGAGGAGGAUCUGCGCAGCAUCAGGGAUGACAUCACCUUGGUGGGCGGGCUGGAACAUCACCAGCUUUUGUUGGCCAUGCAUCGCGAUUUGCGCCCUCAAACGUUGCCGGGCAUGGCCUCAGUACCUCGAGGCGCGAUCUCCCUGACCGGUGCUUACAUUUCGCGGCCUUCGUUGCUCGGGAGCGCCAUUAGUUACCUCACGAACACGACCCUGGGCGACGCGCCCUGUGUGCUGACCGGCAUGGCCGGAGGAGGAAAGUCCGUCCUGGCGUCCGCAGUUUCAAGUAGAUUUUCCGUGGUUUGUUUGGACCAUCCUUCCAUGGGGAAUGUGUGUCGUAAUAGUCGUGAGGCAAUGUGGUGAAAAUACAGCCACGCGUAAGAUCUACGUGUUUCCAGUUGCUUAAAACACCUUCCUCAAGGAGCAAAACUGGACCGAGGAAGAGUAUUACUUCGUAGAUAAGAUUUCCACCAGAGAACGCCAUGCAGGACCGGUCGGCGCGUUUCCUCGAGUACGGGGCGUUUGGUGGCGCGCGAGUUCUCCAACGGAGAGGUCACGCCGCACGCACGUUGGAACCUCCGAAUGUUCAAGUCCCAGACUCUCGUCGGCGCUCCGGAACACCUCCUCGCUAUCCAGAAGCAGGUCAGCCACAAGGGCGGUAGGUGUAGAGCUGUUCUUGUUCUCGGGGUUUGUCAAAACAGAGCGGGUGAUGUCCUAACAAUGUGCACGUAUUCGGGGGGGGGGGUGCUCGUGGAAAGCUUUCCCGAAAGCGGCACCUGUCGGCGCCUAGCUUUGCUCCCGUAGUCGCACGGCUGUGCGGAAAACAAGAGGUACUGCCCCGCGAAUGCCCCAGGCGGCAUGGAGCAUAUUCCACCCCGAACAGGGUUGUACACAAGUAGCUGAUGCCCCCCCCGGCCAAGUUUUGAGGCCGUGCCGUCGUGACCCAGUUAUGCAUUCUAUGUCCUCCCCUGAUAUCUACAGGGAUAUGAUUCUUGCAGCAGCAUUUAAACAGUGACCUAUCUCAAGUGUAGAUCCGAGGCCAACGGUCCGAAGACUGCAGAGCAAAGCCCUCCCCCCCCUCCUCUCAUUCCUGCGUUUUUCGCGUGCAAGGGCCGGGCGGCUACCACUACGAAGCGGGCAAAAAGGGUGCGGCUAGACACUACGAGGGAAUGGUGGGCAACCCUGACAACGUUCAAAGGAUAUAAUUAGAGUGCACCGUAGGCCGGACGCGCGG
This is a messenger RNA of Ectocarpus siliculosus, 1763 nucleotides long. Lineage: Eukaryota; Phaeophyceae; Ectocarpales; Ectocarpaceae. The record is from the annotation of a GenBank genome assembly.